CUCAGCAGUAACAUCCAGUGAUUGCUUUACUCUAUAAGUAAAAGCUGUCGAAGUUGCGGGUGUCUGGAGACGGGAAUCUUCAAUCGAACUUCCUACACAUCAUCCCAUGCAAGACUGGCUGCCUUCUGGUCCCUCCUCUAAUGAGGAUGAGGGCUUACCGUCAUCGAAACGACGCAAGUCAAUCUCUUCACCAUCUCACGACUUCGUUCUGACCGGUAUCAACUUUGGCAAUCAUGCGCGAUUGCAUCAAGGGAAUAUCAACAUAGAAACGGUUGAAAAUGUUGUUCUGGAGCAACUUACUCCCAGUGACAACGUGAUUGGUGAAAUACUUCGAUUAUUACCACCCAAACUUGACCAAGAUCUCAGUAUCCUAUGGAAGGACUGGUACGAUAAACAGUGCGUCGAUGCAUUUCGUUGGCUCUGGAGUGAGCCCCGCAUAAACCAUGCAAUACAUAAUGGGCAAAGAAUUUUGAACAUUGUUGAUGAGACUCAGUCAGCUCUUUACCCUGCCUUCUUAGCAAUCACAUCCGAGCUUUGGAAUCGCAUCUGUUCGAAAGACAACAGAACGACUAUUUGUUACAGUUCCAGCAGCGUUUGGCACAACAUCCACUUCGAAGGAGUUUUACAGAGUUUACUCGCAUCAUUGGUGUCACAAUAUGACCUGGUCGAUGAGUUGAGGAUUAUUCACUCACAAAUGCAAAAUCGUUCAUUCAACGCACUUUCAAUGGCUGAUAGGCUAAUUCAGUUGCUUUUUGCUCUUCUGCGGCAACGAAAAUCUUCUCGAUGCUUUGUUUUACUCGAAUAUUUGGAGAGGUUCGAUUUGGAGUAUCAGAGACGCAUUAUCGACCUAAUCAAUACUGAAGCAGCUGACCUUGAGGUCACAUGGGUACUGUUUUCAGAUACUGACUGCACUUCCUUUUUAUGUAGUACGACUGCAUCGUUUAUUCUCACCUUUGAUCAAGCCUUCGAAGGUCUGCAACUAAAUGACGUGUUUAAUACCAUCAGGUCAUGUCAGAAUUUGCUGAGUGAAAUCCAUACGAAGGCGGACCGAUUUCCUGAGCUACAGUACACUCAGCUGGGUCGAACAUGGCUCCAGUCCCGGAAAUCUUCAAUCCUCGUCUGCCAAAGAAUGGAGGCAGAUCUAAAGACAGCCGAACCUGCACAUUUACUGAACAGUCUCGAUAUAUCAAAGUUACUGUCCGAAUUUCAACAUCAACAUUAUACGUGCGCUUAUGUUUCUUUGAACAAUAGACCACAAUCUUUCGAAUUUACACAACACCACAUCUACGCCGACAUCUUUUUCCAAGUUGCCAACGGUAUCCAGAAUAAUAAAAUUCUCCAAGAGAGACUGUUGAAACUGGCUGCUAGAGACAGGGCUAGGCUUGUCUCAGCUACCAAGGGAAACCCUUCAGUCAAUGGAUGGCCCGACUUGUUUACCAAGUUCUCCACGUUUCCAAGGCACAAUAAUCAACUCGUCUUUCUACGGCUUUCUGCAAGGUUUCCUUUAGACUUCAUCACUCAUAUCUCGCAGUUGGGAUUCGAGUGGAAGGUGUUGGCUUCAAUUUCUUCCGCAGAUCACGGAGCUAUCUCAGACCGUUCCAUUCUCCCUAUCGUCAGCCUUGACAGCGAGUACAAUGAAUGCCUUGCAUCUCUUGCAUUUCAAGGAAUGGGUGAGGUUUGGCAUCAGAUUCGAGAUGCUUUGCCCGGAAGCAACGAAUGGAUCUGGUCCAACAGGACAUUUCGUAAGUGGUAUGAAACUUCUGGAUUGCUAUGGAUAUCUGGCACGCCGGGAAGUGGCAAGUCUGUUCUAUGUAAGACGAUCUUGCGCAGUUUCACUUCUCGGGUGCUAGAUUUCACCCAUGUUCACGCUUGGUUUUAUAGCGCCAGGGGGCUGGAAAGGGGAACUUUGCACUCAUACAUGCUGAGAGCCAUCUUGCGAUCAAUUCUUGAACGAAACCCCCAAGCUUUCAAAUCAUUCAAGAACCUUUAUCGCGCUCGCGUGCAGACUGAACAUCAUGUCUCCUGGAUUGAUGAAGAUUGCCAUGUCCUUGCCGAGGCCCUACGAGCAAUCGCCGUAAACGACACAACUCCACGUACUAUCUUGAUUCUAGAUGGGCUUGACGAGUUUCUUGGGAACCAAUCAGAUCCGUAUACAGUCCAGGAGUUCCUGGAGCUGCUUUCCUCCCUGGCAUAUACCAAGAACAGCCACAUAUGGCUAAUCGCUUGCAGUCGCCCAGUCCCCGAAUUUCGGUCUGAGUUUAUGGAGUGUUUCCAUAUAUCUAUUCACGAGAACAACUGUGAGGAUGUUUCAAUCUUUAUUGAAAAUGGAAUUUCGAAGCUGCGAGCAGCAUGGCCUCGACGUGAAAAGAAGCGAGGUGGUAAAUCGAGGCACUUGAACGCCUUCGCUCAACCGUUGCCUAUACAGCCAGAAAGACUGAGCUCUCAAGAAGAGUUGGAACUUGAAACGUUAAGACAAUACUUGACUUCACGAAGUUCGGGGUCGAUCAUCUGGAUAAAGCUUGUCCUUUCUGAAGUGGAACUUCUAAUUCGACGAAAAGAAGGAUUCACUCUUGAACAUCUUCGGGAGAAGGUCCAGUCAUUACCCCGAGAUAUCCACAACCUUUAUUGUGAGAUAAUCACUCAGUUAGGACUAGACCACAAUUCAGAAAAAGCAAGGAUGGCAGAAAAGAUAUUUUUAUGGGUGACAGGCUCUCGUGGAUGGGGCAUUUUGAAACUUCAGGAACUUCGAGAGGCACUGGCGAUACCAGGAAACUACCAACAGUGCACUACCAUGGCCGCUUUCGAUAAUCUACAGGUUAAUUGCCAUCAAAUUGGAGACGACUGGGAUUAUUUCUAUUCCAUUAUCUACUCUCACUGCGGAGGCCUCGUUGAAUUUAUGCCACCAGUGCGACUUGAUAACGCGACUACGAUUACACUUGAGGAGAUGAGCGGGGAUUGGACUGUCCAGCUGGUCCACCACACUGCAAAGUCAUUCCUUGAGUCCAAAAACAAGCCUUCGCAACUGCGAAUCGUCGACGCAGAUGCUGUUCAGUUCGUUGCCACACAAUCGGCAUGGUACUUGACUCUUAUCUUCCCGCCAGGGUGUUCGCGAGACAUCUUUAAUAUGACUGAUGACGAUAUUGACGGGGCAACACUGUCUACUGGCUCAUACAUGUCAACUACACUCGGUUGGGCAGAAUGUUUGAAAGGCUCGUCGUCGCCUCAGUCCAGCUUGAAUAUGCCAGUCUUGGUAAAACAGAACUUAUGGAGGCUGAUGCACCGUCUCAACUCAGCACCUCUACUUCUCUUUGUGCUGAACGUUUUGAGGAACAAUAAUGCCAGUACAAUAUGGUCUUUAGCAAAAGAGACACCUGACUUCCUCAUCUGGUGGCUCCGGUAUCUUCAAGUUCCGUCCGAAAAUGAAAGAACCGUCAGUGGUCUUUCGGAAUACUUGUGCAGCCCUGGCAAUAUGCGCAUUCUUUCCAUUUUGCUUCAGCUCAGAGAGAUUCUGGCCGAAGCUUCAACUUCAGUUCAUGACAUCUCGAGUGGUCCAUUAUACUAUACACAAGAUGAAUCUUCAUUCCUCUCUUGGCCUUGGCACGACCUGGACAGGUUCUUGACAGAACUUCCUUCUUGGACGGCUGGUCUACAUUAUCCAAGUUACAGUGAAUGCAAUCUUGCGAUUACUACGGAAAACGUGGAUGAUGCGAAAUGGGGCGAUCUGUGGAACGGUAGGGUUAUAAGAGAAGCUCGAGACUUAUGGAGCUCCCCGACCCCAAGUGAACCCCUCAAUUCGUCAGACGAACAUACACCCAGUCCGUUAGACGAUCUUACACUACUCGGAAGUAUAUCCUCUUAUGAUCGCCAACGAGAGUUUGAGGUUGCUUGUUGGGUUAAUGAGGCCCCAUUUGUUUUGGACAGAUUUUGAAACGGCGCCAACUAAGACUUUUGGUCAGGACAUACAAAAUGUAGAACAAAUCGAGUACCAUCGACAUUAUCGUGUCCAUCGAGAAGAAAGCCGGUUGCCCAGCCGGGGAAUGGGCUGCUCCUAUGCCAACCAUCAGACCAAACCGAAUAGACCCGAAAGUAGCAAGCUUCUGUUGUGAUACCGAUGCAGCAGCCGCGGUCCCUGUUGUUUGCGAUAAAAGACAGACAAUGACAACAUUAUGAUCUCCUACUCGGCCUAGGACAUAUAUAUUGUUGUCCUUUGAUCUUGCCGGCAAUGCUUGAUGUUGUUCAUCGAGCAUAGCCUUCGCAGCCGCCAACUCUGUAGGAAGCGCGCAUAUCCAACCCACGGUAUAGUCUCCAUAGUCGAAAAUGGCCUUGUCGGUCCACUGCUGAAGAGGUAACGUUAUAUCCGGCUUCAACGAGCGAGUUAGGUAGGUCCCACCGAGUUUGUGGAUUGCGGGGCAUCUGUAUCAGUAUUUUCGAUAUCUAUCAGAGGCGCAGUAUUAUUUUGACUUGGCAUUGCGGGACGGUAUAAGGUUGCUUUUUUUUUUUUCUUUUUUUGUGUGUGUGUGUGUCUGGCACUUGCAAUUUCCGUCAAAAAAUAUAGACAGAGGCGAGCUAUUCAAGGAUUUUUCCUUACCAAUGAUGAUAUGAAGUUAGUAGACUCGCGUGGCUGUUAAAAGCAUGUCAGCAAAACCCUCUUAGAGCCUGGAUGAGGCUCACGCCAGG
Fusarium odoratissimum NRRL 54006 is the source of this 4677-nucleotide messenger RNA. RefSeq lists its product as uncharacterized. The transcript has 3 exons. Gene Ontology annotation, molecular function: ATP hydrolysis activity. Lineage: Eukaryota; Fungi; Ascomycota; Sordariomycetes; Hypocreales; Nectriaceae. The coding region runs from base 107 to 3928 and encodes 1273 amino acids. The record is from RefSeq and is a predicted model, not a curated record.